AUGAACCAUAUGUUCGGAGAUUUGAGCACUAAGUACGAUAAUGACGCGAGCCAUAUGAGACAGAUGGACAUUCAGAUAGCUCAGACUGCUGAGAGCAUCAAGAGGCAGCAAGUUGGAACAAGUUCGCCAGGGCCAGAACAACCAGCUGAAGUUGUUUGCCCGAUCCCAGAGGUUGUUCCUCCUCGCGAAUACAUUCCUAAAGUCCCUUACCCUGUUCCAGCAAAGGCCACUCGUAAGGACAGAGAGGAGAUGAAGUGUAGGAAGAUGUUGGAGGACCUAACCGUCCAACUCCCCAUGAUGGAUGCUAUCCAGAUGAUGCCCUCCAUGCGCAGUUUUAUGAAGGGAUUGAUCUCAGGAAAAAUAUCAGAGGAGAGCGAAUUCAUGACAGUUUCAAAGGAGUGCAGCGCAGUGCUUCAGAACAGGCAGAUAAAGAAGCGAGGAGACCCCGGCAAGUUCGUCCUCUCAAUCCAGAUUGGGAAGACAGUUUUUGCAUGCUCCUUGGUUGAUCUUGGAUCCAGCGUGAACCUCAUGCCUUACUCUGUAGCACGACGUCUAGGAUACACGCAUUUCAAACCAACUAAGAUGUCCUUAGUGUUCGCGGAUAGAUCAGUCAAAUCCCCAGUUGGUAUUCUAGAGGAUCUCCAAGUAAAAGUCGGAAACACCUCUGUUCCAGCAAACUUCGUUGUUCUGGAGCUGGAAGAAGAGUCUAAGGAUCCUCUCAUCUUAGGAAGACCAUUCCUAUGUACUGUUGGAGCCAUCAUUGAUGUGCGACAAGGGAAGAUUGAUCUAAAUCUUGGGGACAUAGUCAUGCAAUUCGAGAUGGAUGAACUACUAAAAAAGCCGAUGUUAGAUGGGCAGACCUUUGAGGUUAAUGAAGGGAUUGACCCGCUGCAACCUCGCGAAAGAAUGAUCGAGGAGAUUCUUACAGAAGACCCACUUGAGCUUGCACUAGUAAGAGCUGAGGCCGAGCAGAGUGUCGUAAACAUUGAUGCAGACGGGUAUGCCAAGAUGCUUGAUUCCGCAAGGAGUAUGGAAAGAAUGGUAGCGAGUCUAAGUCUAGAGGAGGCAAGCAGCAGGGUCGAAACCACUCCAUCUAGAGCGACCCCUACACCUGACUCGCCUGUUCUGUCGAACCAACCAGAGGAUCCCUGGAGCGAGCUUAAAGCUCCUAAGGUUGAGCUAAAACCCCUUCCCAAGGGGCUCAGGUAUGCUUUCUUAGGUCCGAAUUCCACAUAUCCUGUAAUUGUCAAUGCUGAGCUAAAUAUUGUGGAAACUGCAUUGCUUUUGUGUGAGCUUAAGAAAUAUCGUAAGGCAUUAGGAUAUUCACUAGCUGACAUACCUGGCAUUUCACCUGAUUUAUGCAUGCAUAGAAUACACCUAGAAGAUGAAUCAACGACUUCUGUCGAACAUCAGAGGAGGUUAAACCCGAAUCUAAAAGAUGUCGUUAAGAAAGAGAUUAUGAAACUUCUUGAAGCAGGUGUAAUCUAUGUCAUAUCUGAUAGUAAAUGGGUCAGCCCUGUUCAUGUAGUACCUAAGAAAGGUGGGAUCACUGUUAUCACAAACGAAAAGAAUGAAUUGAUCCCUACUAGGACAAUCCCUAUCCAUCCAGGCGAUCAGGAGAAGACGACGUUCACCUGCCCCUACGGAACGUACGCUUACAGGAGAAUGCCAUUCGGCCUGUGCAAUGCGCCAGCAACAUUUCAGCGUUGCAUGAUGGUACUAAAAAGGUGUGAGGAGAAACAUCUCGUGCUCAACAGGGAGAAGUGCCACUUCAUGGUCACAUAUGGGAUUGUUCUGGGGCACAAGAUCUCCGAGAAAGGAAUUGAGGUGGAUAAGGCAAAGAUCAAGGUGAUGAUGAGUUUGAACCCACCAACAAAUGUGAAAGCUAUCAGGAGUUUCUUGGGUCACGCUGGGUUUUACAGACGGUUUAUCCAGGACUUCUCAAGGAUAGCGAGACCACUCACCAGACUACUCUGUAAGGAGAUCAAGUUCGAUUUCGACAGUGAGUGUUUAGCUGCGUUCCACACCAUUAAAAGAGCUCUAGUCAGCGCACAUGUUGUGCAACCGCCAGACUGGGAUCUCCCCUUCGAAAUCAUGACUGAUGCAAGCGACUUUGCAGUUGGAGCAGUACUUGGGCAGCACAAGGAUAACAAACUUCAUGUGAUCUAUUAUGCGAGCAAAACUAUGGAUGAAGCUCAGUGCAGAUACACCACAAUAGAGAAAGAACUCCUGGCUAUUGUGAUUGUGCACACAGACUAUGCUGCUCUUAAGUAUCUUCUCACAAAGAAAGAUGUGAAACCGAGGUUGUUAAGGUGGAUUCUUCUCCUCCAAGAAUUCGAUCUUGAGAUAAAGGAUAAGAGAGGAGUCAAGAAUGGGGUUGCAGACCAUCUGUCCAGAAUGAAGACUGAUGACGACACAACUCUUGAUGAUGAACACCCAGUGGAACACGUCAAUGCGAUUGGUCUGCUUUUCGCGGAACAACCUUUGCGAAUCACAUCUGACUGCUCUAGCAUCGCAGAAUAA
This is a messenger RNA of Brassica napus (rape), 2523 nucleotides long. RefSeq lists its product as uncharacterized. Bases 1 to 2523 code for a protein of 840 amino acids. The transcript is spliced from 5 exons. NCBI's taxonomy places the organism in Eukaryota, Viridiplantae, Streptophyta, Magnoliopsida, Brassicales, Brassicaceae. The record is from RefSeq and is a predicted model, not a curated record.